Molecule: messenger RNA, 783 nt
Organism: Penicillium canescens
Lineage: Eukaryota; Fungi; Ascomycota; Eurotiomycetes; Eurotiales; Aspergillaceae
Exons: 3
Coding region: 1-783 (260 amino acids)
Source: RefSeq, a predicted model, not a curated record
AUGCCAAUUACCUUGACGCUAUCGGGUCUCCUGCUUGCUGCCGACUUGGGGGUUAUCGGAACCCAUAAUGGCUUCUCGGAACGAGCUUCGCCUGCAAUGACAUAUGUAGGCUGUUACUCCAGCAGCGACGGUCUCACCAAUCGAGCAUCAUAUGUUUAUCAAAGUUUUGGAUGGUGCUUGAAUGAAUGUAUCAAGACUGACGCUGCAGCAUUUGCCCUUAGGGGCCAUGAGUGCCUUUGCGGUACUAAGCUGCCACCACCAUCAGCUAUGGUUCCCAAGGGGCAAUGUAACCAGGCGUGUCCUGGGUUCUCCUCCGAUAUCUGUGGCAGUGACAAUCUAUAUUCGGUCUAUACUACAGGCCUGGGGGGUACCAUCGCAGUGAACGAGAGCUCCACGACUUCGACUUCGAGCGCCUCGACAACUUCAAAGACUAAUAGCCCCGCGAUCAGUAACCAAAGCACGGAUGGAGCUGACGACACGCAGAAAGGACACAGCAAUGUCGCUCUUAUCGCCGGAGUUGUAGGCGGAGCAUGUGGGGGCGCAGCUCUCGUAGGCGGCGCUUUCUUUUUCUUCUGGCGAUCUAGGAAGAAGCGCAAUGCCCAGACGAGAGUUGACGAUACCGAUGGUUAUUAUGGAGAUGGAGACUUCGGUCAGGAGGCUUCGAGAGCCGACUCUCGGUUGGACGGAAGCUAUCUGGCUGAGUGCCGCAAAAUCAAUGGCAGCAUCGAUGAUUUCCACGACUACUCCCGCCGAGUCCUGCAGGUGACUAACCCUGAUCGAUGA